This is a messenger RNA of Callorhinus ursinus (northern fur seal), 1375 nucleotides long. RefSeq names its product MNAT1 component of CDK activating kinase (gene MNAT1). Gene Ontology annotation, biological process: nucleotide-excision repair; regulation of transcription by RNA polymerase II; positive regulation of cyclin-dependent protein serine/threonine kinase activity. Gene Ontology annotation, molecular function: cyclin-dependent protein serine/threonine kinase activator activity. The record is from RefSeq and is a predicted model, not a curated record. NCBI's taxonomy places the organism in Eukaryota, Metazoa, Chordata, Mammalia, Carnivora, Otariidae. Gene Ontology annotation, cellular component: transcription factor TFIIH holo complex.
CUGAGUGCCUGUUGGUAGGAGUCCGCUUGGCGUUGGGUCUGGAGAGGUUUGGGGUGCUCUGGCAGUAGCUGAAGCAGGCGUCGGGGAGAGUCCAUAGGAAAGAAGUCGCCAUGGACGAUCAGGGCUGCCCCCGGUGUAAGACCACGAAAUACCGGAACCCCUCCUUGAAGCUGAUGGUGAAUGUGUGCGGACACACUCUGUGUGAAAGUUGUGUGGAUUUACUGUUUAUGAGAGGAGCUGGAAACUGUCCUGAGUGUGGCACUCCACUUAGAAAGAGCAACUUCAGAGUACAACUCUUUGAAGAUCCUACUGUGGACAAGGAGGUUGAGAUUCGGAAAAAAGUCCUAAAAAUAUACAAUAAAAGAGAAGAAGACUUUCCUAGUCUAAGAGAGUAUAAUGAUUUCCUGGAAGAAGUGGAAGAAAUUGUUUUCAACUUGACCAACAAUGUGGAUUUGGAUAACACCAAAAAGAAAAUGGAGAUGUAUCAAAAGGAAAACAAAGAUGUCAUUCAGAAAAAUAAGUUAAAGCUGACUCGGGAACAGGAGGAAUUGGAAGAGGCUUUAGAGGUAGAAAGACAGGAAAAUGAACAAAGAAGACUGUUUAUACAAAAAGAAGAACAACGGCAGCAGAUUCUAAAAAGGAAGAAUAAGCAGGCUUUUUUAGAUGAACUGGAGAGUUCUGAUCUCCCUGUUGCUCUCCUUUUGGCUCAGCAUAAAGAUCGAUCUACCCAGUUGGAAAUGCAACUUGAGAAACCUAAACCUAUAAAACCAGUGACAUUCUCCACAGGCAUCAAAAUGGGUCAGCAUAUUUCAUUAGCACCUAUUCAAAAGCUUGAAGAAGCUCUAUAUGAAUACCAACCACUGCAGAUAGAGACAUGUGGACCACGAGUUCCUGAGCUUGAGAUGCUAGGAAGACUUGGGUAUUUAAACCAUGUCAGAGCUGCCUCUCCACAGGACCUUGCUGGAGGCUAUACUUCUUCUCUUGCUUGUCACAGAGCGCUACAGGAUGCAUUCAGUGGGCUUUUCUGGCAGCCCAGUUAACCUUUAUUUCUCCUUUCUAAGAUUUGGACCCAGGAGCCGAACCAGGGAGCUAGCAAAAGUAAAGCAGGCGUGUAAAAGGAGAGCCCUGUGCAGCUGCCCAACAACAGUGCCACCGCUAGCAGCUGUGUUAAAGUAUUCGUGAGAAAAUUUCAGAACUCAGCUGAGUAAUAUAGUGGAUAAAUAUAUGUGGAAAAGAUUUAUUUUUUACUUGUAUUUUUCUGAGAGGGAUUGAAGCAUUUAUAUGGUAAACUUCAUCUGAUGGAAGAUAUGAAUAAUUCACCUAUGUAUGCUUGAGGUUGACAGACUUGUAAAAUCUUUUUAAAAAUAAAGCUAGA